This is a messenger RNA of Porites evermanni, 1122 nucleotides long. The record is from the annotation of a GenBank genome assembly. Lineage: Eukaryota; Metazoa; Cnidaria; Anthozoa; Scleractinia; Poritidae.
AUGUCUUUGAGGUUCCUUCGGUCAACUUCAAGUGUCAUUGAAUGCCACGUUGUUCUUCUUGAUAACUCACAGUUUGUCACAACAUUUGACCAAAAGGCAGUCGUAGGAAGAGAGCUUUUCGAUAGAGUGUGCGACAGACUUUUAGUUCCUGCAGGUAGUAGGCAGUAUUUUGGUCUACAGUUCAUAGAUGGCGCUGAUGGAGAUGUCAACUGGCUACAUCUGGACAAAGAAAUCCGUCGACCCAGAAAAUCAAAUCAGGUUAUGUACCAGUUUGCAGUGAAAGUAUUUCCCUUUCUGGGAGAAGUCAACCUAGUCUUGUACGUUUUUGUCUAAGAAAACGUCAACUUUCCCGACUAGUUGUCUCCGUUCAAGUUGGACGGGCAUUCAUUUGUUGCGUCAAUCGACGGCUUCUUCGCGCAAGCCAUGCUUGGAGAUUUCAUCCCCAAGCAACACAAGGCGGGUUAUUUAGAAGCUCUACUCGGAUUGUUUUACUGUCCUCCAACAGGUAUAAACUCCGAUGGGGAGAUAAGCGAGGAGAAUUAUGAGCUUAUGGUGCGGGAUUUGCAUAAAUCUCACCGCGGGAUGACGCGAGAGGAUGCUGUCUCGCAUGCGCUCGAUAUUUGUAAAGAGUUACCCAACUAUGGUGCCUGUGUGUACUAUGGAGGCACCGAUCUGGACAGUGGGGAUGAAGUUGUUUUCUGUGUUUCAAUUUACGGAAUGCGCAUCUGUCAGCCAAAGAACGAGUUUACUGAAGUCGGCGAAGUAUGCCACUCCUUCAACUGGCGUGACAUUAUUUCCAUGUUGUGUGACAACUCAAAGUUCUACAUUCACCUCACGGGAUCCGGUGACAACGAAGGUGAAAACAUGACGUGUCGCGCGUUUCGUUUCAGCAAAGGUUUGUACGGUUACAAGGUCGCCCAGCGCCUCCGAGAAGACGCCGAAAAUCACCAAAAGUUUUUCCUUGAAGACAAUCCUGAAAGAGCGACUAUCAUGAGAAGCCUCUCCUUGGAUGUGAAAUCCUUGAACAGGAUUCGUAGUCUGCGUUCAAGAUCAGUAGGAUCAGGCCGCCAGUUUCUUGGGGCUAAAAUGACACUUCCUUUUAAGAGACAAACAUCGAAUUAA